Molecule: messenger RNA, 587 nt
Organism: Paramecium octaurelia
Lineage: Eukaryota; Ciliophora; Oligohymenophorea; Peniculida; Parameciidae
Source: the annotation of a GenBank genome assembly
AUGAAAUCUUUGAUUAGUCUAUUUUUGAUCGUUGUCAUUGCAAAUACUAGAUCAUAUACAUUAUACAAAUAGUGUGAUUCAACUUGGGGAUAAGAUCAAUUAGGGACAAGUUCAAAUACAAUUUGUUCUGCUGGAUGUUUGAUUUCUUCAGUUGCCAUGAUGCUUCACACUUAUGGAGUAACAACAGAUGGAACAACAACCCCAAGAACAAUGAAUACUUGGUUAAAAAAAAAUAAUGGAUAUGCAUCUGGAGAUUUAUUUGUUUGGGCUUCAAUAAAUAACCUCGGAUUCAUAUUUUAAGGAAAGUUUACAGCAGCACAAGCUUAAAGUAACUAUGUUUAUUAAGCAAAAAGAUAAAUUUGAUGCUGGUCAACAUGUUAUUUUAUGUGUUAAUAAUGGUGGUCAUUAUGUCUUGAUGACAUCAUAUUCUGGCGACACUUUCAAUGUAAAUGAUCCAGGAUAUUCAAAAACCAGUUACCCAGCUAGUGGAGUUACAAAUGCAGCUACUUAUACAUAUAGCAAACUCACAUUUUUCAAGAAACAUGUCUUAAAUUUGGAAUGAUGAUUCUAUUAAUAUAAAAAGGGAG